Talpa occidentalis (Iberian mole) is the source of this 7676-nucleotide messenger RNA. RefSeq names its product NCK associated protein 5 (gene NCKAP5). Gene Ontology annotation, cellular component: microtubule plus-end. Gene Ontology annotation, biological process: microtubule bundle formation; microtubule depolymerization. NCBI's taxonomy places the organism in Eukaryota, Metazoa, Chordata, Mammalia, Eulipotyphla, Talpidae. Bases 621 to 6473 code for a protein of 1950 amino acids. The transcript is spliced from 23 exons. The record is from RefSeq and is a predicted model, not a curated record.
GGCGGAGAGCGUGACGACACCAACAUGGCUGCUGGAAACGUCUGCUGGGACUUUUCUCCUGGACUCCUGGACUUCAACAAAGGCCUCAUUGUCUGUGGGUGAUUGUCAAAAUUGGUGUUCUUUGAGAAAAAGACAGUAGAGAACUAUUUCAACCUGAUGAUGUCUCUCCUCAUUUAAUCUUCAUAACAACACCGUGAGAGUUCCUGUAUGUGACUUAAAUCCAUCAUAUGUGAGAAACUGUGAGAGCAGAUGUGGGACAUCUGGCACCUCCCAGCAGGAAACCAACAGUUAUGCAAAGUGACUGCCAACAUAAUCAGGAGCUGCUAUGUGGAGUUUUAAGUACCUCAUGGAAAAAUAACUCUGAAUUGGAAUUCUUCCCAAAAGCCAGCUUCGUUAAUGCUUUGACAAGUGAGUUAUUCAAUUGGGGGAAUUAAAUGACGAAAAUCAUCACAAAGGUGUAGGCAUGGAGCUCAGGAGCCCUCUUCCUGAAACUUCCUCUAAGCAAAUAUAAAAGGAGCUUAGAGCCUGCAUUCCAGGACAUACUCAGGGACCUCAAGAGUGACCCUGGAAACAGAAGGGGAAUUUUUAUAAAUCACAAAGGAAAAUAAAUAACUUCACCCAUGGAGGGAAAGAGACAGCUUGAGAAAAGGGACUUUGGAAAACGGCUGUCUCUAGACAGCAGUCUCGUGGAAUACAUGGACUCCAACAAAUACAUUGAGCAUCUGUUAACUCAACUUCAGGAGCAACAUAGAAGUCUCUGUAGGGAGAAAUUGGCUGUGGCCCGUCUACAGCGAGAAAUUGCCCAAAGAAGUGAGGGGGCCGUGCAUGAGAAGCUGAUACAUGAAUUGGAAGAAGAGAGACACUUACGCCUUCAGAGCGAGAAGCGAUUACAGGAGGUGACACUGGAGUCUGAGCGCAACAGAAUUCAGAUGCGCAGCCUGCAGCAGCAAUUCUCCAGGAUGGAAGAAACAGUAAGAAAUCUAUUGCAGAAUCAAGGACCUCCAGAACAGAAGAAAGAAGAAACUGUUAAUAUAGUGGUCUAUCAGGAAAAACUGUCACAGGAAGAGAGAAAACACAAGGAAGCUUUGGAAGAGCUUCACAUGGUGGUAGAUGAGGAUUCAAGGAGCGAAAGCAGCAGUACAGACGAGGGGAAAGAAAAGACCAAAUUGCUGUUAGAAAGAUUGAAAGCACUAGAGGCAGAGAAUUCAGCAUUGGCUUUGGAAAAUGAAAAUCAAAGGGAACAGUAUGAAAGAUGCCUUGAUGAGGUAGCCAACCAAGUUGUUCAAGCUCUGCUCACUCAAAAGGAUCUAAGGGAAGAAUGUGUGAAGUUAAAAACAAGAGUGUUUGAUUUGGAACAACAGAAUCGAACGCUAAGCAUUCUAUUCCAACAGAGAGUCCGACCAACUUCUGAUCUGCUCCUCCAGAAACUUCACUCCCGAAUCUUAGAUAUUUCAUCCGGAGAUUUGCUUUCAGAAGCGGAAAGAAGUCGAAGUCUCACGCAGCCACAAACUGAUGUUGAGAUGCACGAAUGCCAGCUGAAUGCCAAAUCAGGAGCCCCUGCUUUGAAAUGCCCUGGCUUUGGGGUUGUCAUUCCUGGUCAUCUCUAUCCUCGAAAUAGCUGCAGCAGCAGUGAACUGUCUCUUUCAAGCACCUGCAGCGAGUACUCCAGUGGCUCCUCCUACACGUGGCAUGAUGGGAAGAACCUCAUAAAAAGGCAGUCAUCACAAAACUGGGAUAAAAGGCUAAGUAUUGACUCUUCACUCCCAAGUGGCUUUGCGAGUCCUACAGAUGAACUACCUCCAACUCGUAUCAAGGAAAGUCACAUUUUGGAAGGACUACGAAAGCUACAAAAGCGAAAAGUGUUCCUUGAACCCCCAUCCGUGAUAACCAAAUGGGGUUAUAAAGAUUGCAUGAACUCAAAUGAAGGAAUAUAUUCUCCAGGAAUUAAGAGCAGUAGCCUCAAGGACUAUGUACCCAGCAAACCAACUGAGCUGGGGAGCCCCUACAAGGAGCCACACAAGGCAUUUGUUUAUGACACAGAUUCCCAUGAUGAUGCUGACGAAGACUCUUCCUCCCUAGCUUGGCUUCAAGCAGUAUCCAACCAGGGCUGCAGGCUGCACGCUUGUAAAUUAACCCACAGUGUUUCUGACAGUCUAAUUGGCCUGGAGCUGAAUGGGAAACACUUUUUAGAAGACACCUCCUCAAUUUACCCCAGGGAAAGGCCUGAAAAGCUGACCCGUUGUGUCAGCAACUGUCCCUUGGAGAGGAAAGUGUACCCAAGUAUGCAGACUCCUCAGAGGCAGAGAGAGAGGGGCCCACACAGCCAGGGCUGCAUGGCUGUCAGUCUCCCUCUUUCAGAUACUGAUGACAAUGAAACGCUUGACGAGUUGCACAUAGAGAGCAGUGAUGAGAAAAGCCCUUCAGACUUGUCACUGACUGCUGACACUGACAAGUCCAUGGAGAACCUGGGUGUCCUUGUGGAAUUUGGCAAAUCUCAACUUGGGUCUCCCAAUGAGGAGGAAAAGCAAGCUCCCAUCCACUUAGAGAAUAGGCCAAAGACAUUUGGUUUCAUUAAGCAGCAAAGGGUUGUGAAAAGAACUUCUUCCGAAGAAUGUAUUACUGUAGUGUUUGAUGCGGAAGAUGGUGAACCCAUUGAAUUCAGCUCUCACCAGACUGGUGUUGUUACUCUUACCAGAAAUGAAAUUUCCAUCAAUCAGACCCCUACUGGACCCAAAGCAGAAAACACUGAAUUUUUACCUCAGGGAAUUGCUCACUUGCAGUUAGAAGCUACUGCCAGAGACUACACUUUCUUAAAGAGGUCUGAAGAGGAAACUGAGAAAAACAUUCCAAAAGGUGACUUAGAUAAUGUUGCUGAGGCACCCGUUGAAGCUUUCAGCCCUAGAAAAAUGGCACAAAAUACUCAGCGACAAAAACUGGCCAAACCAACACGCAAUUUGUCUUGCAAGAGUCAUGUUAGGUCUUCAGGACCUGUUGGUAGCUAUCAGAAGCACAGUCUGACAAAAAUACCUGCCAGGGGCAAGUCUUCCCCUCAGAAAUCAAAAAUAAUAGAACCUGAAGCCACCAUGAGAAUUCCUUUAUGUGACCCAGUGUCUCUUGAAAAAUCAACAGCCUUAGCUCCUGAGAAACUCUCACGGUUCAAGAAGACAGAGGGCCCAGCCUCCCUCUUUGAUUUGCAGCCAGAUUCACACAUUCCGAAACACCUCACCCAACUUCCUACCGGCUCCAAAAUGGCUAGCAGAAGAGACUGGGUUCAGUGCCCCAAGAGUCAGAUUCCAACAUCACAGCUGCUGUCAAGGUCCGUCCCUGAGCCUAGUGAUGAUGGAGAAGCCCCUGCAAGGGGUAAAUGUUCUGACUCUGGGCCAGAGCCCCGGGUGAAAUCACCCUCUCCCCCUCCCCCUCCAGGCAGGUCAGUCUCCCUGCUCAUCAGGUCCAGUUACGACUGUGUGUCACCACCUUUUUCUACCAAGCCCGAGACCAGGGUCUCCAGUGAAACAGCAAGGACAGUAUUCAAGUCUUCCCCUCCAAAAGGAUCUUCUGUUCCUGUUAUUUCUUCUAAUCAGACUAUGGCAGAAGUACAGGGGAAGAAACCUUCCAUGGCCUUCAAAAAAUCUGCCUUCCCUCACUCUCUGCCCUCCACAGAAACAGUGAACCAAAUCAAAUGUUCUGCUCAUUCCCCCUCCAGUUCAUUUGCUAUGGUGACCCCAGCACCCCCAAAGGUCUCUCCAAAGAGAAGUGCCCCCAAAACCCCAUCUCACCAAACACUUGGGACCAUGCAGACAGACACAGGGUUACGAACUCCUAAGAAUUAUCCUUCAACCCAUGAGCCACUGGAAGUAGCAUCCUCUAAAAGUGUACCUCCGGGAAGGAAAGGACAGCUGAGUGAUAGUGUCUCCACAUCACCCAAGUCUUCCUUCCAAAGGAUAAGUGAGCCACCAUCAUCUCAGGUUAAUAGCCCCUCGUCAGCACCAUCUCCCAGAAGCCAUGACACCCCACCUGGUUGUCAGAGCACUCAUGAGAAUGGACUGAAAACUCGCCUCCCAGUUGGACUCAAAGUUCUCAUGAAGUCUCCCCAAUUGCUCAGGAAAAGUUCCACGGUACCAGGGAAACAGGAAAAAGACAGUUUAAAUGAGGCCUCUAAGAGUUCUGUGGCUGCGACCAAGUUGAAGGCAGUGGACUCUGGGGACCUACCUCGCCUUGAGACCAAAGGUGCUGAGCGAAAUAGUAUUCCACUGGGUUUGCAAGCACCGGACAAUUUGGCUGAAGGGAUUCCCCUGAACACAGUAAUACCAGAGCCAUUGGAAAGUAGUACCCCUGGGGCUGAUGGAAAAGAUGGGGUGGAAAACAGGUCUGUGAAAAAAUCCCUUUCCUGUAACAAGCCACACCUGAAACCAGCUCUAGGCAUGAAUGGGGCCAAAGCCCGUAGCCAGAGCUUCAGUGCCCACUCAGGAGAUAAGCCCUGCACACCUGCCACGGAAGGGCCAGGCAAAGUUCGAACUCAAAUCAUUACCAACACUGCUGAGAGAGGCAACUCUCUCACCCGGCAGAGCUCCUCCACAGAAGGCUCUCCCAAUAAGACACCAUCUGCCCCCAUGCCUGACAGUCUCCCCAGUGCUGGCAGGGCUUUGGGGCAUUCUUCCUCCAGGCAAGGCUCUCUGGGGAGCACAGGCAGUUCCAGCAGCCAACAUGGGAGCCCAAGAAAGCUGCCUUUGAGGAUUCCUCCAAAGUCUGAAGAGCUCCUCGGCCCCCCUGGGACGGAAGAACACCAGGCCAUCACCCAGGGUGGAUGCCCCAAUGUGGCAGUCCCUGAGGAACCAGGCAGCGACCACUGUAGAUGCCCACUCACUCCAACAGACUGCCCACGAGCCCUGCAAAGCCCAGGGAGGACACAGUGUCCAAGCAAUUUUGAAACAAGCAGGACCUCCAAGGCAGAAACUUCUGGAAGGUGUCCAGAGAUUUCUCCAACUAGGGCUGGUGCUGUGAGCCCAGAAGCCCCCCUCUCACCCACAAUUGAAGAAAAGGUCAUGUUGUGCAUUCAGGAAAAUGUGGAGAAGGGCCAAGUGCAAACAAAGUCCAGCUCUAUGGAAGCAAAGCCAAAGCCGGGGCCUUCUUUUGCCAGCUGGUUUGGUUUUCGAAGGAGUAGACUUCCAGCUCUCAGUAGCAGGAAAAUGGAUGUCUCCAAAACCAAAGUGGACAAAAAAGAUACAAAAGGCUUGGGGUUUGGAAACAAACAACUAAAAUCAGAGAGGAAAAAAGAGAAAAAGAAGCCGGAGCUCCUGUGUGAGACAGACAGCGAGCUUCACGGGGACAUGGAGUUGGCAGACGGUCCAGACAGUGGCUUACAGAGCAGAAGUGAUAUGAGAGCACCACAAGACAUUUACAACCAGAUGAAGUUUGAACCAAGAAAUAGACUCAGUCCUGUUACACGUUCAACAAAAGAUACCUUUAUGACCGAACUUUUGAACAGAGUUGAUAAGAAAGCAGCUCAACAGACAGAAAGUGGAUCAAAUAAUGUUUCCUGCAGGAGCAUGUUAAAGGGCAGCUCCCAGGGCUCCUGUCUCACCAGCAGCUCUGUCAGCACUCAAGGAAACCACAAGAAAAGCAUCAAAACCAAAGCUGAUAUGGAAAUCCCGAAAGCCUCCCUGAUAAAAGACACACAUGAAAACCUGCAAGAGGAUGAAGACACAAUUGCAGAUUCCUCAUUUCAGAGCCACAUGAUAGAAUCAAACUGCCAGAUGAGGACCCUGGACAGUGGGAUCGGAACCUUCCCACUCCCAGACUCUGGAAACCGCUCAGCAGGACGCUACCUGUGCCAGCCAGACUCCCCGGAGGACCCUGAACCCAUUUCAUCUCUCCAGCCAGUCCUUUGUACAGUCUCCUCCAUCCGAGCCCAUACCCUUCAACGAGAAGUGCCUUCCUCUGCAGACAGCCCGGGCUCUGCAGAUCACACCAUUGUUCACUCCGCAUCCGACCCCGUCAUGAUGGCCCGCGGGAUGCGGCCUCUUCAAAGUCGCCUCCCUAAACUAGCCUCCUCAGGAAAAGUCACUUCCCCAAAGCAGAAUGGAGCAGAGCCAAGGCCUCAGACUUGCUCAUCAUUUGAAUAUGCUGAUAGCACAAUGGCCAAGAAGCCCCUUCCAGGCUGGGAGGAUGAAGACACCUCUGCUGGGAGCCAGAAAUUGAAACAAGUUGAAGAAACAAAAGAAGAUCCUGAGAAUAGAUUAUCUAAAAUUUCCCUGGAGUCAUUCAAUAAAUAUAACAGCAAUACAGUGAUUUUAUUAGAAAAAGAGAAGAACUCUUUGAACAAGGUUGAAGGACAAAAGGAAGAAAAAGAGAAAAAUGAAGAGGCAUCUUUGAGUAGCUCAGAUAGGCAUGGGGUGGACAAUUUGGAAUCUUUGAGUGACUCUUUAUAUGAUAGCUUCUCUUCCUGUGCAAGUCAGGGUUCAAAUGAUGUAUAAAGUACUUUUUUUUUCCCUUAGUGAGCUGAAAUGCAGCACUUAGGAAACAGGGGUAGGGAGAGGGGAGGUGCAGAUGACAGCUGUGAUCUAUUGCAACACCAGAGAGCCUACCCUGUCAGAUUCACAGCAAGCAGCUCUGGAACUUGCUUCUCUGACAGGGCAAUAAAGAAAGCCUCCCAUUUGUUGUGUUUCAUGAGGAUUAAAAGUAAACAGGCCCACGAUACAGAAGUCUUAAUUUUGCACUUUUUUUUUUGAAUACUUGUACAGAAGUUGUAAAUUUUUUGGACAGGAAAUUAUAUUUGUAGCAAAAAAAAAAAAAAAGACAGCAAUAAAUUGAAUCAGUGCCAUGCUCUUGAAAUGAUGUACUAAGUCUUAGAAGUUGAUAAUAUAUAUAUUUUUUAAUUCCAACUAAAGUUUUUGUUUAGUUCAUAGUUCUAGUUCUCAAAUUGUUUGUUUGUGGGUCCACUCUGGAAACUUAAAACAGGACCUGCCCAUAAACCAGAGGGCUCAUUGUAAUCUCCAUCUCACAAUCUCAGUUUGAUGUAAAUUUUCAUUCUACUGCAAUUUCAGAUUUGUUGCCAGAGAUUUGGGUUCUGCGAUAAGUGUAAUUCUCCUUCUACUGGAGUGUAAUACUGAUGGAAGGGAUCAGAAGUGACCUAAUUCUAUUUUCAAUAGCUGGGUUCUCCCCAAAUAUGCUCUUAUAUCCUCUUUUACUUAGUGCUUCUCUAUAAUUCUCAACAGUAUUUGUUGAUUCUUAUCUUCCUGCUCUUGUUAUUAAAAUCUGAGCAAUCUAGAAAUGAAAGCAAAUUUCUAUUUGCAAUGUUCACUUUUUAAAAAAUAAAAUGGUUGGUGCUAUGAAAAAUUCUUUUUAAUAUCGUUUUUGCCUAUAAAAUGUUUAUAUGUAAGGAUAAAUUCUAUUUUAAAGGUAAUGUGUAUUUUUUCUAGACGUGAACUAUUUAUAAUUGCUUUUGUACAGGAGCUUGUAAACUAGGCAUAAUAGAAAUAUUUUUAGGAUCUCUAUGGUUACUUUAGUACACAUUUGUUUCUUUAAAGAGUAUUGUAUGACCAGUGUUAUUUGGUUGAUUCGUGCAAUUUGUUAUAAUUGAAUUUUGUUAUCUUAAGUGAAAAUAAUGUAAAGUAUCACUGUCUUUCAGACUUUUAAAAAUUCUUUUGUGUCAUUUCUGAAUAAAUGUCAUAUCACAA